Messenger RNA from Thalassophryne amazonica, 1219 nucleotides. RefSeq lists its product as uncharacterized. The transcript is spliced from 4 exons. Bases 316 to 1185 code for a protein of 289 amino acids. The record is from RefSeq and is a predicted model, not a curated record. Lineage: Eukaryota; Metazoa; Chordata; Actinopteri; Batrachoidiformes; Batrachoididae. Gene Ontology annotation, molecular function: sequence-specific DNA binding.
AAAACAUGACGUCCUUAUGAUCUACUGUCGCGGAGAGGUGCCAUUUUGGCUCAAACUAAGUCGAGAACAAUUUUAUAUGUGAUAAGAAGUGUUUUAAUGUGAGUGUUAUAUUAUAACGUAAAUAUACUUUGAGCAAGCCGCGGCGAUUUUACACGCAUUAAUGUGAAUUUUUGUAUGUUAUCCGGGCUUGUUUCUACACGGUGUGAGCGGAUACCAACAGAUAAUGCGUUGAAGACAGAUUUGAAAUCAUCAGUUGGUCUCCGCUGAGGGACAAACACCGACGUUUUUCAGCUUUAACAUUUGUUAAGUGCUGCUAUGGGAGGCUGCUCCGCUCCCAACUGCUCCAACUCAACAAGCAUAGGGAAACAGCUGUUUCGCUUCCCCAAAGACCCUGUGCGCAAGAAGAAAUGGGUGGUGAACUGUCGACGGGACUUUGAGCCAACUGCACACUCCAGAUUGUGUCAGGACCAUUUUGAGCACAGCCAGUUUGAGGAGGUUGCCAGGUCUCCAGCCGGAGGAAAGAAACUGAAGCCCAAUGCCAUCCCUACUUUGUUCAGUGCUGGAGAGCCGGCGUAUCCUGUAAUCACUGAUCCAUUCAUGCUUCUGCCCCUGAAAUCUGAACCAGUGGAGCGGGAUUUGAAUUUUGGAGACCACGGCUAUGCCAGACGCACCCCUCUGCCCGGCCUGGAGGGGGAGGAUGCAGAAGGUGCGGGCGAGGAGCAGCAGCCUUGCACUCAGUGUCAGCUCCUUAAGAAACAGCUGGAGCAGGAGAUGCAGCACACUGCACGGUUAAAGAAGGAGGCCGAGGAGAUGAAGAAACGUCUGUAUCGUCUCGACCGGAUCGAGAGGGGCCUGCGUAACUUUCUAUACGAGGAUCAGAUCCGUGCGCUGUCACUCACCAAGCGCUCUCGGCGUGCCGUUUGGUCUCCAGAAACCAUCCUGAAGGCCCGAAAGAUUCGCUGUUCUGUUGGAACUAAGGGUUAUGAAUAUCUGCGGGAGCUGGGGUACCCGCUGCCGUCCUACAGGACUCUGUGUAACCGCUUAGAGACUAAGAUCAUGGUGACGACUGACAUGAGCUGUGAGGAGCUGGCAGAGCUGAGCCUGGGGCUCAUGGCCACCUGCGACAGCCCCACAGAAGGUGUCGGGGACAAUGAUGAGGAGGAGCUAAUAGGCGUUUUGUCCUGAUCCCACUCACUUUCCUUCAUGCGUGCUUGCAUGA